This is a messenger RNA of Blepharisma stoltei, 1038 nucleotides long. The record is from the annotation of a GenBank genome assembly. NCBI's taxonomy places the organism in Eukaryota, Ciliophora, Heterotrichea, Heterotrichida, Blepharismidae.
AUGGAAAACACAGGAGUGUUUUUUAACAUAAAUUUCGAUGGAACCAAAUUUUCGCUCGAGGCUCCAAGCAGCCUUUCUAAACUUCUAUGACAAGUUGCUAGACAAAUAAAAUACUCAAAACCAGUAUCAAAUCUGAACCUUUUUCAUAAUGAUAGAUUGGUAAAAACAAUGCUUUCAUAUAAAAAUCUACUAGAAUCUCCAGGAGAGCUAAACAUAUUAAUUAAAGAGAAAGAAAAUCUUUGAAACUCUUUAUCUCCCAGCAUUAUGUGCAUAUCCAAAAAUUAUAUCAUGUGAUACACAUAUUCAUUACUUCCAGGCAGACUUGAAAAUCUUUUAAUUCCAUCUCAUUCAGUUUGUUUUACUUUCAAUAAAUCAUUUCCAAGAAUAAUUUGUGCUGAUCAGCACUGAGAAUUUAAUACUAGCUCUUAUACAAUCAUCCGAAAAGCACCAAUGCAAACAUGCCGAUAUUAUUUUGCAUCAAUACUCAUUGAAGACUUUAUCUAUACUUUUGGAGGAGUUAAUAAAGAAGGAUAUACAACUGACUCAGAAAGAUACUCUUAUGAAACUGAUACCUGGACAUAUAUCGAAAAUUGUCCAUUACCAGGUAGAUCUGGGAUGUCCACAGCAAAUUGAGCAAAUCUCUAUAUUUUCUUGUUUGGAGGUUUUGACGGGCUUGAAUACUCAUCAAAAAUUGACAAAUAUUGCAUAUAUUCUGGAGACUGGUAUAGCAUUAGCCUUUCUUUGCCAAUACACACACAAUAUUUAGGUGCUUUUGAAACAGGUAGAGGGAUUCUUUUAUUUGGGGGUAAAAAUAAUAAAGAUUAUUAUCUUUUUUCUCCAGAAGAAGAGAUAAUAAUUAAAUUAGGAGCUUUGACAAAUGCAGUACCUUUAAGGUUUUCGCAAAAUCCCAUUCUUAUCAACUCUGAAUAUUUUAUUGUAAAUCAAUCUAUGAAUGUUCUUCAAUAUGACCUAGACUCAGAGAGCUGAAAAAAUGGCUUCGAUUUUUAUAACCUGAAUGAGAUAAACUCUAAUCCAUAA